Capronia coronata CBS 617.96 is the source of this 1194-nucleotide messenger RNA. RefSeq names its product aspergillopepsin I. Gene Ontology annotation, biological process: proteolysis. The transcript is spliced from 4 exons. Bases 1 to 1194 code for a protein of 397 amino acids. The record is from RefSeq and is a predicted model, not a curated record. Lineage: Eukaryota; Fungi; Ascomycota; Eurotiomycetes; Chaetothyriales; Herpotrichiellaceae. Gene Ontology annotation, molecular function: aspartic-type endopeptidase activity.
AUGCCUUCCUUUUCAGUUCUGUUGGCCAUCUCCGCCCUUGCUUCCUUUACCCAUGCAAAACCUAUUCCUGCCCCUCAGGUGACGACCAAGAAGGGCUUCACGAUUGUUCAAGCCGUUGCGAAGCCAUUCCAAGCCGGUCCAGUCGUCUUGCAAAAGGCCUAUAACAAAUUUAACAAGGCUAUCCCCGCAGACGUCAAGGCAGCUGCAGCUGAUGGUUCCGUCACCGCAACCCCCGAGGAGUACGAUGCAGAAUAUCUUUGCCCUGUGACCGUGGGUGGCCAGACAUUGAACUUGGACUUUGACACGGGAUCUGCAGAUCUAUGGGUCUUCUCGUCAGAGUUACCUGCCUCUCAGCGAUCUGGACACAGCUACUAUGAUGCUUCCAAGUCCAACACCAGCAGAAUGCUUUCUGGUGCGACGUGGAACAUCAGCUACGGUGAUGGCUCUGGUGCCAGUGGCAACGUCUACACGGACACAGUCAAUGUUGGGGGCACGACAGUCACCGGCCAAGCUGUCGAACUGGCUUCGCAGAUUAGCGCCGAGUUUCAGCAAGACGAAGACAACGAUGGCUUGCUCGGUCUGGCCUUCAGCUCUAUCAACACAGUCCAGCCUACCCAACAGACCACAUUCUUUGAUACCGCAAUCAACGAAGGAGCCCUUGACCAAAAUGUUUUCACCGCCGACUUGAAGAAGGGCGCUCCAGGGACUUACAACUUCGGAUUCAUCGACGGCAGCAAGCACACCGGGGCCAUCACCUACACUCCAGUCAAUACGGCCAACGGGUUCUGGGAAUUCACAGGUACUGGCUACGGCGUUGGGGACGGAUCCUUCCAGCAGAUCAGCAUCGAUGCUAUCGCCGACACCGGCACGACUCUUCUUCUCCUGGAUGAUUCUAUUGUCAGCGACUAUUACAGCCAAGUCAGCAGCGCCAGAUACGACAACACUCAAGGUGGCUAUAUAUUCCCCUGCUCAGCCAGCCUUCCGGACUUCGUGGUCGGCAUUGAAGACUACCAUGCUGUCGUCCCAGGCUCAUUCAUCAACUUUGCGCCUGCCACCGGCUCAACAUGCUAUGGAGGAAUCCAGAGCAACCAAGGCCUCGGCUUCUCCAUCUACGGAGAUGUCUUCCUCAAAGCCGUCUUUGCCGUGUUCGACAGCGACAACACUCAGGUUGGCUUUGCCCCGAAAGCUUUGUGA